UUGCUGCAUUGUGCACUGAUCCUAUUAAAGGCAUUAGCAACAUUCCAGGGUACCUCAUUCUUAUUUUCUGCCGAUGGUUUUGUUACCUUCGCCAGCUUUGUUAAAAAAAACUCUAACAGCCGUCCCCUGUCUGCCAUGCAGCGUGCUCCGGACUAACUGCAGUAGAUGUCAACUGCUUGAAGUGCUCUGAGGGAGUUCCAUGCUAAACAGUGCCUAACAGUUGAAUCAUUUGCUUCUGAUGAGAUAAGAUGAAGCCAUAGCCAAGUGAGAGGACAACGGGACAAAGUCAGUGCCUCAUCCAACUUAAAACACUUCUGUAGCUUUGUUGCCAUGGAGACUGUGGUUAUUGUAGCUAUUGGGGUCCUUGCGACUAUCUUUCUAGCCUCCUUUGUGGCUCUUGUCGUUGUCUGCAGACACCGUUAUUGCCAGCCCAGCAACCUGUUACACCCAUUUGACUCAAAGCCUACAGUAGAUCUCAUUGGUGCGAUGGAAACCCAGAGUGAGCCCUCAGAAUUGGAACUGGAUGAUGUAGUUAUCACAAACCCACACAUUGAGGCGAUCCUGGAAAAUGAAGACUGGAUAGAGGAUGCUUCGGGGUUGGUGUCUCACUGCAUAGAGAUUCUUAAGAUAUGUCAUACUCUGACAGAGAAACUUGUUGCCAUGACGAUGGGAUCAGGUGCAAAGAUCAAAUCACCAGCGAGGCUCAGUGACAUAAUCGUAGUGGCAAAGCGGAUUAGUCCGAGGGUGGAUGAUGUUGUGAGGUCAAUGUAUCCUCCACUGGAUCCUAAGCUCCUGGAUGCCAGAACCACAGCUCUCCUUCUCUCUGUCAGCCAUCUUGUAUUGGUUACCAGGAAUGCAUGUCACAUGACCGGAAGCCUCGAUUGGAUUGACCAGUCCCUCUCUUCGGCUGAGGAGCACAUGUCAGUGCUAAGGGAGGCAGCUCUGGCGACUGAACCUGAGAGGAACCUCAUUGGCUGUGAGAAUUUCUGUCAGGAACAAUCCUCAAUUUAGCUCCUUGGGCCUGACUGAUGAUGGAGCGGGGAAGAACUAGCUUUUUCCCCAGUUGAACUGCUCCAUUUAAUCAUGUGCAUUUUCCUGUUCACAGGUUAAUCAAUCUGUGAAAUAUGUGCCUUAAAACUCAUUGAGGAUUGGACUCCACUGUUCAAAUGACUUUUGGACAGACAAAGGGCUGAUAUUAGUGUCAAUUAUAGUUCUAAGCUCUGCUUGAUUGUUUACCUAAUGUUUACACUAAUUACUGCAUAGUUAGAAUUAAAUAUUCAUGUGUCCCUGUUUGUUUUUGACCUCAACUGACUGAAACUUUCAUCAGCUAAAUUCCUCCAGCAAAUCUCACAUUUGAUGUUUCUUUAAAUUCUGUGCCUGGACAUCUAAGUCAUAAAACCUAAUUGCUACAGAGACCUUUUGCUUUUAGCAUGUGAUAAAUGUGAGUGAGGUGCAUUGCUACCUGCAUGAGGAAGGUUGAUGUUAAGCAAGGUUAAUUAUUAACAAUUUUAUUUUCUCUGCAAUAGUGAACACUCAAUUGACGUAGAAUUUACUUGAUGCAUCAGAGAUCUUGAGGGGGCUUCAAAGCCAACUAAAGACUUUUGUUGUAAACAAAUUAUUGCUGAUGUGUCAAUCAGAAGCUGUUUUGGUCGAGGUUGCGGCGUAUAAGAUGAACAACAGCUGUGAUCAAAUGAAAGGCCUUGACUAUUUCAGCAAAAGUAUUAAUCUGUUUUGUCUUAAGCAGAUUGUUGGGUUCAAGAUAUCAGAGAAAGGAAUUAAUUUGAUCAGGUCUGUUCUUAACAUUACACGGCAUCCUUUAAACCAAUUAGAGUAUCAGGGCAAAUUGUGCAAUGUUCACAGGAAAAGUAAAAAUCAUUUCACAUUUAACUGUACUUUUUGAUCCACAUUGAGCAAAUCUUUGAUCUGCAUUUCUCAGAACCAGCACUCCAUGCUACAGCCUAAUCUUACACAAUGGGCCUUAUUAUAUUGUGAGAAAAAGGCACGUCUAUUUGAUCUGAAAUGAUAGUUCAUCAAAGGGUGUCACCUCGAUCAUAAAAUUGGUAAAGAGAUUUUUGUUUAUUUUGAAAAGAGUGUAGGAGCCAUGUGUGACAGUGGAAAGUGUACAACUGUUUAUCUUUUUUAUUAAGGAAUUCCAAGUAAUACAGACCACAUCCUGGUGUGUCCUGGCUCAGUACUCAAAGCAGUCCGAUUGUCUAUUUGUGUGAGCAAACCCGUCUUAUAGCUGAUUGGUGUCCAUAUUUUAAAUAGUCCAACUGCUAAUAGACCUAUUUGUGUUUAGUGAUUCUUGUUCUCAUUUGUGUGUCAUUGUGAAGUUUCUUCCUAUCUGCCUACUUCCUGACCUCGCAUCGACCCUUCCCAGCAUUGCCGAAUUUACUCUUAAAGAGACUGAAUCAUCCUUGGGUCCUUAUCUAGAGCAUUUGUUACAGAAAUAGGCAGGAAAAGUCCAUGCACUGCUCCCAAAAGGAAGACUGGCAAAUCCACACCACUGUUUCCAGUGCCAAAAUAUUGACAUACCUUUGGAAUGUUUAAUCUGUAGUUCGGCAUUGUCUAAACUGGACUAUGCGCAGCUCCUAAACCCUGGUGAUGUGGUAACUGAAGCCUACCCCUAUAUGCACUGACUUUUCUCAUUUGUUGGUUUUGCUCAAUUUUAUGGACAAUUUGGAUUGGUACAUAGAUGGCAUAAGUAUGGAGGGUCAUGGACCAAAUGCAGGCAAAUGAGACUAGAUUAAUUGUGAAAACAGGGCAGCAUGGACAAGGUGGGUCAAAGGCCCUGUUUCCAUGUUGUAAACCUCUUUGACUCAGUGGCUUUGUAAAGAGCUCUUCUUUGAAUGGUUGUCCUACUGUUAGAUAAGUAAAAAAACAGAAUACCAGGACUUUAUAAAAAUAAAAACAAGAAGAACCGUGGAUGCUGUAAAUCAGAGACAAAAACAGAAGUUGAUGGAAAAGAUC
Molecule: messenger RNA, 2970 nt
Organism: Chiloscyllium plagiosum (whitespotted bambooshark)
Lineage: Eukaryota; Metazoa; Chordata; Chondrichthyes; Orectolobiformes; Hemiscylliidae
Gene: tmem98
Product: transmembrane protein 98
Cellular component (GO): endoplasmic reticulum
Source: RefSeq, a predicted model, not a curated record